AUGAUCAAAUCCAGACCGUACGAUCCCAUAAAGUCUGACACACCCACUGUACUCACGCAUAAAAACACUGUUCAUGUUAACGGCACAGAGCAGUGGCUACCUCCUUCUUCUUCCCGAGCGGUGAAGCUUUCCAGGGCAGAGAAGAAGGUCCAGUACGACAAUGUGGGUUCGAAGCAACUCCAGGACAUUCGCAGGGCGUUACGUGGUCAUUCCGUGGUGUUGAUGGGAAAGAACACCAUGAUGAAGCGCUCCGUGAGGCUUCACGUUGAGAGGACGGGUAACAAGGCCUUUCUCAGUCUCAUUCCUUUGCUCGUGGGAAACGUUGGGCUAAUAUUCACAAAGGGAAAUUUGAAGGGAGUGAGUGACGAGGUUGCCAAGUACAAGGUGGGAGCUCCUGCUCGCGCUGGCGUUGUUGCUCCUAUUGAUGUUGUUAUUCAACCUGGAAGCACAGGACUGGAUCCUGCUCACACUUCCUUCUUUCAGGUGCUUAACAUCCCAACCAAGAUCAACAAGGGUGCAGUGGAGAUAGUUGUCCCUGUGCAGCUUGUUAAGAAGGGUGACAAAGUGGGUUCAUCUGAAGCUGCCCUUCUUGCAAAGUUAGGGAAGAAGCCAUUCUCUUAUGGUCUUGUUGUCUUGUCUGUUUACGACAAUGGGUCGGUCUUCAGCCCUAAGGUGCUUGAUCUCACAGAUGAUGAUUUGGCGGAGAAGUUUUCUGCUGGGGUCUCAAUGACAGCCUCUCUAUCACUGGCCAUCUCAUACCCUACACUUGCUGCUGCACUCCAUGUGUUCAUUAACGCCUACAACAAUGUCCUCACUGUUGCGGUAGUUGCAGAGUAUUCCUUCCCACAGGCUCAGCAAGUGAAGGAAUACCUAAAGGAUCCAAGCAAGUUUGCGGUUGUUGUGGCCCCAGUUGCAGUUGCUGAUUCUGGUGCUGCCCCGGCUGCGGCUACCAAGGAGGAAGAAUCAGUUGAGUCGUGCGAUGAGGGAUACUAUGAUUUGGGUUUGUUGGAUUCAGCUUACUAG
This is a messenger RNA of Vitis riparia (riverbank grape), 1023 nucleotides long. Its product is annotated as 60S acidic ribosomal protein P0-1-like. Gene Ontology annotation, biological process: cytoplasmic translation; ribosomal large subunit assembly; ribosome biogenesis. The transcript has 6 exons. The record is from RefSeq and is a predicted model, not a curated record. Gene Ontology annotation, cellular component: cytosolic large ribosomal subunit. Gene Ontology annotation, molecular function: large ribosomal subunit rRNA binding; structural constituent of ribosome. The coding region runs from base 1 to 1023 and encodes 340 amino acids. Lineage: Eukaryota; Viridiplantae; Streptophyta; Magnoliopsida; Vitales; Vitaceae.